AUGUCAGCUCCCAACAAGAAGACCGCGCCUCCAAAUAAUGGCACAAAUACGAGGCCACCAGCCAACCCUACUUCUCGAUCCUCACCAUCCAGGUCUUCUACAAGCAUCAAUGGUCUGGGCAGAUCACCUUCUCUCCGCGGUGGAUUAUCAAGGCCUGGGCGAGGCGGUACCGCUCGAUCUUCUCCCCAAACGAGCUUCUUAAGCAUGAAUACUACGGCCUCUGACGAGGCGAGCGAGGAUGAUGCAAGGGCGGAGCAUGUCUCACUGAUGGACGAGCUCAGGAGUCGGGUACAGAAGGCCGAGACAGCAUCGGAAGAGUAUCAACGUCAAUUGAAUCUACUGCAGGCGCGCUUGCACGAAAGUCAGCAAGAGCAGGGCCAGCUUGAAGACCGGUUGCACCAGAGUAACAAGAACAUCGAGGAGCUUGAAAGUGAUCGGGCCCACUCUGCUCGCCAGAAACGGGAAAUGCAAGACCUGUAUGAGACAGAACGGACAUCCAUGUUGAAGGAUAAAGCCGAGCAGAAGACGAGAGAAGGCGAUUUGAUAUACGCCAAUCAGCGGCUGAAAGAGGGUUUGGCACAACGGGAAACCCGAAACAAUGGUGAAGAUACCAGAAUUGGAUCACCCAGGAAUCGUGAAAGUGACCAGUUCGCUCCACCCGCUGCAGCUUCAUGCAGAGAUUCCAAGGACCUUUCCAAGCAAGAUACUUCAAAGCAGGUAAUGCAGAAGGACCAGGUCAUCAAGUCACUGCGUCUGGAACUAGCUGAGGCUCAGAUCAAGAUCAUGGAAUUGGACACUGGUGGAGGAGGGGGGCGAAUUCACGAGUUGGAAAAGCAACUCCUAGAAACUCGUAUCGCAAAUGCCCGUCUCAUGGAGGACAAUGAAAGCUUCCAGCUGCUUCUGAGCGAGAAGACUUUGAACGGGGACUUCAGCAAAACCGAAGCAAUGCAACAAUCUUCCGGACUGGGCUCUCUAGCUGAAGAAUUGGGUUCUGAAGAGAUGGAGUCCACCGAUGAAAAGUCGGACGACUACCGACGACUAGAGACAGAAGCGAAAUCACUCAAAGACCAGAAUAAGGCUUUGGCGAAAUACAUUGAAACUAUCAUUGGCCGUCUUCUGUCACACAAGGAGUUCGAGUACAUCCUUGACAAAACACCCGAUCUCAUGUCUGGUGCACCGCGACCCCAGACUGCAAACACCGACAAGGAGCUACCGCCACCUCCGCGUGCCAAAGAUGACGAACCCAUUCCCGGUUUCCUGCAGAGAGCGACAUCAGUCAUCGCCGGAUCAGCUAAGCGCCCUCGCCCCAUUAGCCAGAUAGGCACUUCUCCUGCGGCACCACCAAGUGAAGAUCCUACCAAGGCACCUACUAUACAGCUCGAUCGGUCCCAACCCAACCGCUUGAGCACGCAGAUGCGUUCUCAGUCUGAAAUGCCCAACGCUGCUCCUCUAGUCAAUCAAAUGUAUCGUGGUCCAUCCUCCACAGGCUCGGGUGGGCCUAUGCUCAGCCCCGGCAUUUCGCCCGGCGUGACGACUGCAACUCGGACAUCAUUUUUCUCUCCUCCACUGGCUGCUAGUUCGAAUGCCACAUCUCGAGCACCAUCUGGCAGCGCAAGCCGAGCUUCUCGCGAAAAUAAUAACGCGGGAAGCAGCUCGAAUAGCACAUUUAGUGACCACAGCGGAGGCGUGGAUGGUAGUCCGCCCCGCGGCAACGGUAACAAUGGGACCAACAAUUACACUGGGGCUGUCAUGACGCAAAGUCGCUUGAGGCCGUUGAGGUUGGUGCAGGAGAAUCCGAAGCAAGAAGAGGAUGCGGCUGCUGUAGCGGCAAGAAAGAAGGCCAAUAGGGGAAGUUGGAUGCCGACCUGGAUGAAUACGCAGAAAAUAGGGAUGUCGAGUGAGAACAACCCUUGA
Messenger RNA from Letharia columbiana, 1914 nucleotides. RefSeq lists its product as uncharacterized. NCBI's taxonomy places the organism in Eukaryota, Fungi, Ascomycota, Lecanoromycetes, Lecanorales, Parmeliaceae. The record is from RefSeq and is a predicted model, not a curated record. The transcript has a single exon. Bases 1 to 1914 code for a protein of 637 amino acids.